Helianthus annuus (common sunflower) is the source of this 876-nucleotide messenger RNA. RefSeq lists its product as uncharacterized. Bases 1 to 876 code for a protein of 291 amino acids. Lineage: Eukaryota; Viridiplantae; Streptophyta; Magnoliopsida; Asterales; Asteraceae. The record is from RefSeq and is a predicted model, not a curated record. The transcript has 2 exons. Gene Ontology annotation, molecular function: nucleic acid binding; zinc ion binding.
AUGGCAGGAGAACAACCGGUUAAUACAGGGAUUGUUCAAGUACUAGAAAACAACAAUACCUCGUUUCAAGUCCCACGAUUGACGUCAAAGAAUUACAACACUUGGACUAUCUUGAUGGAGUCGGUAUUAGACGCUCAAGGACUUUGGGAGGUGAUUGAUCCGGUAAUAGGUGAUGCCGUGGAUGAGAAGAAAAACAAAGUUGCUAGGGCGGUUAUUUUUCAAGCGCUACCGGAAGACAUACUUUUACAAGUUGCUAAAAACCGAAGUGCGAAAGAUAUUUGGGAAGCUUUACGAGUAAGAUUUCUUGGCGCUGACAGGGUUCAAAAGGCUCGAUUGGCUUCGUUAAGGAGAGAAUUCGAGCAGCUUCGAAUGAAAGAGACAGAUUCUAUAGAAAACUUUGCUGGAAAGAUAAGCGGAUUUGUUUCAAGAUAUAGCAGUCUUGGGUCAAGUCUUGAUGAUGAAGCAAUAUAUUCGGAUAUCGAGAGCAUGCCAUUUGAAGAAGCAAUAGGCAGGUUGAAGGCAUGUGAGGAACGAAUCAAAGAGCAAGACGAGACUAGUGAUAAUGAUCAAAGUAAGGUAUUAUUAUCUAAAACUGAUGGUCAAACUUCUAAUACCAGUGGACAAGACUCUAAAACCGAUGGUCAAGAGAAGAAUGAAGAGUCUGGUUGUAAGUGUUGUGGACGAGGAUGGUCAAGCCAAAGUGAUCGUGGAAGAGGUCGUGGUCGUGGUCGAGGAGGACGAUACCAAAGGGAUAAAAGGUUUAUCGUAUGUUAUAAUUGUCAAGAUAAAGGUCAUUAUGCAAGUGAAUGUCCUAAGAAGGAGUCAAAGGAAGAAGUAGCAAACUUGGUCGAAGAGUAUGAUCCGUCACUAUUUUGA